AUGGCAUCCAAAACAAAUGUUCUCCUAUAUAUCUUUGUCAUGACAUUUACUUAUGCUGACAGCUACGGAUAUGGCUCAUGCCAAUACAACUGUGGAGGACAUACAUCAGAUUGUUCCUGUGAUUACAAUUGUUGGUAUAAUGGCAAUUGUUGCUCCGAUUUCUGUGAUCAAUGUCCUUACAUGGGCAAUGGAUACUGUCAUUCCAAUUCCGCAACAGACUUUAUUACAACAGCAGCAACAACAACAGCAGUAAUAUCAGAUAUCGUUUCAUGCCGAGACAACUGUGGAGCAUACGUCUUCGUGUGUUCCUGCGAAUCCGACUGUUCUUACUAUGGCAACUGUUGCCCAGAUUUCUGUGAUCAGUGUGCGUACAUGAAUUCCG
Molecule: messenger RNA, 382 nt
Organism: Rhincodon typus (whale shark)
Lineage: Eukaryota; Metazoa; Chordata; Chondrichthyes; Orectolobiformes; Rhincodontidae
Product: uridylate-specific endoribonuclease-like
Exons: 6
Source: RefSeq, a predicted model, not a curated record